Molecule: messenger RNA, 1130 nt
Organism: Lates calcarifer (barramundi perch)
Lineage: Eukaryota; Metazoa; Chordata; Actinopteri; Centropomidae
Exons: 4
Coding region: 125-955 (276 amino acids)
Source: RefSeq, a predicted model, not a curated record
GCUUCAGUUCCUGCUUCAUUUCACUGGGUCAUUCCACUCAGCCAGACAACAGGACUGUAGACUCCAACUUCCCCUCCAAAGACGUCAGUUUAUUACCUUUGUAAUACCAGAUCUAACUGCAGAUAUGAUUCACAGAGACAUUGCACUUGAGGCUCUGAGUGUAAUCUGCAAUGCCAACGUAACGUCUGUUCAGAGACAAGCGUCGCAACCUGUUCUUCGCGCUGCUGGCUUUCAAGCAGCAUCACAGGAGCAGCUGGUCAUCAAGCAACUUGUCUGUACUGUCCUGGAUGCAGAUGAAAGCAGCCAGGUGUCAAGAUCCAACUUCUGCUGCAUCCAACACACUUUGCAAACCGGGGCAGAGGCGGCUAGUUUCCCCAGACAGGACCUGUUUGAUACCCCGAGUGGGAGGAAUCACAUCAUCGACGAGGACGAAUUCUUCGCCCCACAGUACGACUAUGAUUUCUCUGGGCUGAGAGACACCGAGACUUACUGGAGAGGUGGAGAGAAGUACGAACGCCCAAGUGGUUGGUACCGGUUUGGCCUCAAGAUCCUGGACAAGUACUGUGAAAACACCUGGCUGGGAACCCAGUACCGGAGCACCCAGUCCUGUCCUGGGGAGUGGCCGGUGUCCUACCACGGGACAUCAAAGAAAGGUGCUGAGGGCAUCAUCGAAGGAUACUACAAGCCAGGUCCAGGGCAGGCGUACGGCAGAGGGAUUUAUUCUACCCCAGAUAUCGCAGAGGCCACCUACUACGCCAAAACUUUCACCUCUCAAAAGGACGGCAAGACGUACAAAGUGAUUCUGCAGAAUCGAAUCAACCCUGCAUACAGACGGAAAUACAACAACGAUAAGUACUGGCUGAUUCCCAUCCCCCAUGGAACAUCGGCAGCAGAAGAGCAAGACAUCGUAGAGAAGGCCAUCCGUCCUUAUGGCCUCCUGCUGAAACAGGUCUAACAGAGGAAAAGAAAACUCACAGAUCUGACCACUUGUUUUUCUGAGAUUUAUUUGAGAAAGUCAGUUAAUUGUAUCAUCAGUAGUCCAUGCAACAUACUCUGAUGCUGUCAAAUGUAAUGGGAAAAUAAUAUGUACAUUUGCUUUAUGAAAAGUAGGAAUAAACAAACUAUUACUA